CUACAUAUGCUAGAAAAUGACCGCUUAGAUAUAUUGGGAACUCAGCCUAGUCUUUACAAGUUAUACACACAAAUCUGUUCUAUUUUUCCGCUUACUGAAUCAUCCUCCCAUGACAUUAUUAUUGACAACCUGAGGAAUGGAUUGAAUAGAUUGGUAGAGAGCUUCCCAUGGCUCGCUGGAAUUGUCAUCAACGAGGAAGCAAGUGAGGGCGUCACUGGUACAUUCCGGAUCUCCCCAACAGCUGAGAUCCCACUUGUCGUCAAAGAUCUUCGAACCGAUCACUCGGUAUUGACAAUGGACUCCCUGCGCAAAGCCAAAUUUCCUUUUACCAUGUUGGACGAGCGCGUCAUUGCACCUUGCAUGACACUCAAUCCGUCAGGCAGCUCAGCUGGCCUGGUGAGCGAUACUGGGCCAGUUUUUGCCAUUCAAGUGAAUUUUAUAUCUGGUGGCCUUAUCCUCACCUUUGUUGGGCAGCACAAUGUAAUGGAUAUGACUGGCCAGGCAAAUAUUAUCAAUUGGUUAUCCAAAGCUUGCUACAACCUCCCCUUCUCUGAUGAAGAGCUUUCAAUUGGGAACAUUGACAAAAGCAAAUCUAUUCCUUUGCUACAUGACUCGUGGGAACCUGGUCCAGAGCUGGAUAUUCAAAUGGCGAAAUCUUUUAACAAACCUAUCAUGAAUGACGGCACCCCCACGGGUGCCUCAUCAAUUUCCUCCUGGCGUUAUGUGGAAUUUUCUGCUGCCUCGUUACAAACCUUAAAGGAUCUAGCAGGUGAAACCAAAGAUCCGCAUUGUGGCUUCAUCUCGACCGACGAUGUCCUCUGCGCUUUUAUCUGGAAAUGCACAUGCCGGGCGCGAGAACCUCGACUUGAGCCUGGGAAGCUGUCGACAUUUGCACGCGCAGUUGAUGGACGUCACUGUUUGGGAGUACCCAGCAUGUAUCCGGGAGCAUUAUCGAACAUGACAUAUAACAAAUCCUCAUUGCAAGAACUGAAUCAUGAACAUCUGGGAAUUAUUGCGUCACAAUUACGCAGAGAGUUAGAUCCCAAAGUUCGAGACAUGGCCUAUGACACCCGUGCCCUCGCGACGUUUCUGAAUCGUUGUGUCGAUAAAAGCAAAAUCAGUAUCACAGCCGCGGUAGACAUCUCAUCCGGCAUGUGUCUCAGUUCAUGGGCCAAAGUUAACUUGUAUGAUCUAGACUUCAACCUUGGACUUGGAAAGCCAGAGGUUGUGCGCCGACCUCGAUUUUCUCCAGUUGAGAGCCUGAUGUAUAUAAUGCCUAGGUCAUUGAAUGGUGAUCUGGCAGUUGCACUUUGCCUAAAAGAUGAAGACUGGGAACGUUUAAAUACUGAUGAAGAUUGGAAAAAAUAUGCGGUGUACAUUGGAUGAUGAGCUAGAGCAGCGCAAAGCUUUGAAGUAUGUGCAAACGCGAUGAAUUUUUGUACAAGCCAGUAUUUAUAUCCUAGAAAAAUGAAACCUUAAUACCUAGUUACAUAUCGAAAGGUAAAGCUUAGAAAAUGAACAUAUGAGACCUUAUUUUUUUGUUUCUCGAAUGUGAUUUCUACUAUUCUUACUAUCCAUUCUAAUACUCUGUCUGCAGUCGCAGCACUUAAAGUGUUCUGAUUCAACUCAUAUCUAAUCAUUUUUAUCUCUUUAGAGCCAAGUGAUACUGUCAGUAACCUAACAAACCUCUUACAAUUAUUUUUAGCCUAACCUCUUCCCAGAGGUAGCCAUAUUUAGGCGGAAAGUAGUCUCAGAAAGUAAUUACAGGCACAACUGCCGGAGCUAGUCCGCGGACGGUCUGCCUAUUAUGAUAGGGAAAAGGUGUUUAUAGCGUCCUGAUUUACA
This is a messenger RNA of Wallemia mellicola CBS 633.66, 1845 nucleotides long. RefSeq lists its product as hypothetical. The transcript has a single exon. The coding region runs from base 7 to 1386 and encodes 459 amino acids. The record is from RefSeq and is a predicted model, not a curated record. Lineage: Eukaryota; Fungi; Basidiomycota; Wallemiomycetes; Wallemiales; Wallemiaceae.